Messenger RNA from Lutra lutra (Eurasian river otter), 1738 nucleotides. RefSeq names its product olfactory receptor 1020-like. Gene Ontology annotation, biological process: sensory perception of smell; G protein-coupled receptor signaling pathway. Lineage: Eukaryota; Metazoa; Chordata; Mammalia; Carnivora; Mustelidae. Gene Ontology annotation, cellular component: membrane. Gene Ontology annotation, molecular function: odorant binding; G protein-coupled receptor activity; olfactory receptor activity. The record is from RefSeq and is a predicted model, not a curated record.
GUAUUGGACAGAAACGAGCAAAAGUACCAAAAAGAAGUCAAACAGUCAAGAAAGGUCAGGAAAAAAUAUAAAGUGUUCUGCCCGAGUAACUUACUGACCUGAAGAAAAAUCCACAAGGCUGCACCUUUCUCCAACUACCUACAUACCCAAAGCACCAAGAGCACUGAGAGGCUAAGAAGCUGAAAUGAUAAGAUAUAUGAAGGAGGUCCAAGGCAGAAGUAAAACAGAAGUGACAGAAUUUAUCCUCUUAGGACUCUCGGACAAUUCAGAUCUACAAAUUGUCCUCUUUGGAUUGUUUCUGUUAAUCUAUGUGGUGACCAUGGUGGGUAAUUUGGGGAUGAUUGUGUUAAUUAAGAUUGAUCCCUGUCUCCACACCCCCAUGUACUUCUUUCUCAGCAGCCUGUCUUUUGUUGAUGCCUCUUACUCUUCUUCCGUCACUCCUAAGAUGCUGGUGAACCUUUUGGCUGAGAAUAAAACCAUUUCUUUUAACGGAUGUGCUGCCCAGUUCUACUUCUUUGGCUCCUUCUUAGGGACUGAAUGUUUUCUGUUGGCCAUGAUGGCAUACGACCGCUAUGCAGCCAUUUGGAACCCUCUGCUAUAUUCAGUUCUCAUGUCUGGGAAAAUUUGCCUUUUGCUAGUAGCUACCUCUUUCCUAGCAGGCUUUGGGAAUGCAGCCAUACACACAGGAAUGACUUUCAGAUCGUCCUUUUGUGGCUCUAACAAGAUCAACCAUUUCUACUGUGAUACCCCACCCCUGCUCAAACUCUCUUGCUCUGACACUCGCAUCAAAGAGACAUUUUAUAUGAACAACCAUACAACAGUGACUGAAUUUAUUCUUGUGGGAUUUGGGGAUCAUCCAGAACUACAGUGCCUUCUUUUUAUGGUGUUUCUAGUCAUCUAUAUGAUCACCGUGUUUGGAAAUCUUGGCAUGAUCCUGUUAAUCAAGAUUGACUCACGCCUCCACACUCCAAUGUACUUUUUCCUCAGUAACGUGUCCCUUGUUGACUUCUGUUAUUCUUCCGUCAUUACUCCUAAUAUGCUAGUGAAUUUCUGGGUGGAGAACCCAGUCAUUUCAUUUAGCGGCUGUGCCACUCAAUUCUUCUUUUUUGGUUCCUUUGCUGGCGUUGAGGGCUUCCUGUUGGCUGUGAUGGCCUAUGACCGUUAUGUGGCCAUCUGCAAGCCUCUUCUUUACACCGUUACUAUGUCCCCUCAUCUUAAUGUUCUUCUGGUGUUGGUCACAUAUCUUGCAGGCUUUCUGAAUGCUGCCAUUCACACUGGCUUCACCUUUCAGUUGUCUUUCUGCCACUCAAAUGUCAUCAACCACUUUUUCUGCGACACUCCGCCCCUCCUGAAACUCUCUUGUUCCGAUACCGUUAAUGAGGUAGUCAUUUUUGCUUUUGCCAGUGUUAAUGAACUGAGCUGCCUCCUGAUUAUUCUCAUUUCUUAUCUGUACAUUCUUGUUGCCAUCUUGAGGAUCCAUUCUGCUGAAGGAAGGCACAAAGCCUUCUCCACCUGCGCUUCACACCUGAUGGUGAUCACUAUCUUCUUUGGCACAAUUCUGUUCAUGUAUCUGCGCCCCAGCACCAGCUAUGCAAUGGACCAAGACAAAGUGGUAUCCGUGUUUUAUACAGUGAUUAUCCCCAUGUUAAAUCCUCUCAUCCAUAGUCUGAGAAACAAGGAGGUCAAAACUUCCUUAGGUAAAAUUUUUAAAACAACCUCUUUUUACUUCCGUGCUUAG